Angiostrongylus costaricensis is the source of this 240-nucleotide messenger RNA. The record is from the annotation of a GenBank genome assembly. NCBI's taxonomy places the organism in Eukaryota, Metazoa, Nematoda, Chromadorea, Rhabditida, Metastrongylidae.
AUGAACGAUAUCCUCAGCGAAAUUACCGCCAACAGCCAAACUGUCACUGCUAAAGCCACAGUAAGAGGAAAGGGAGCAGCAAAUAAUGAACGCACACUUACCAUGCCGUUACCGUUUCGAACCGGAGAUUCCGAACGAGAUCGCGAACGACUUCUGCUCAUAGAACGUGAGCGAGAGCGUGGCAUCCUGAAAAUAACCGAUCCCAGGCACCAAAAGUCACUUCCAGAACAGCAGCAUUAA